This is a messenger RNA of Toxorhynchites rutilus septentrionalis, 1853 nucleotides long. RefSeq names its product UPF0489 protein C5orf22 homolog. The record is from RefSeq and is a predicted model, not a curated record. The transcript is spliced from 3 exons. NCBI's taxonomy places the organism in Eukaryota, Metazoa, Arthropoda, Insecta, Diptera, Culicidae. Bases 403 to 1620 code for a protein of 405 amino acids.
UCUCAGCCGUAAACAAACCAUCUCUCUCCGUCACACAACAAUCUCCGGAAAGGUGCGAGCACAAGAGUCGACCACUGUUUGUCGGACUGAUUUGCAUGAUGUUAUUCUGUCGUGUUUGUGGCAUAUGAUAUAGUAAGCUAUUGAAAAACAUACAGUUGUUCACUGUGGCGAUUUAUUCCGGUCACGGGUGAAUCGAAUCGAAGCGAAUGCAGAUUGGUGGGAAGUGGGCGAAAGCACUAGUUUUCGAUGACAGCACCAAUCAACCAAACGGAGAAGUUCUAGACAAGGUCAUAAACAUCGGCAUCUGAUAGAGAUACUUUAGAAACUCUGAUAUAUAUUGGAAAAAAAAACAAAUACGCGGGGCGCCAGGCAUUAAACGAUAAUUAUUGUUUGCGAGGAAAAAUGAGUGACGAUGACGGAGGGCGAUCAACCAGCGCAACAUCAACACAAGCGGCAGCCACUGUUGAAGGCAGCAAUCAGACGGGAGACCAACCAACAGUGAGUGCACGGGUAUUCCCAAAGGUUCCAAUAUUCGUCGUCGAAGACCAUCACGACGUGCUGACCUUUCUGUAUCGGUGUCUUGGAUCGAGACACCUUCCUUUGCGAGGAAACAAAAUUAUCCACUUCGAUUCCCAUCCGGACAUGUGCAUCCCGAAACAUAUGCCCGCGGAAUACGUGUUCAAUAAGGAGGACCUGUUGGACAGUAUCAGUAUUGAAAACUGGCUGAUGCCUACGGUUUUUGCUGGCCACGUCGAACGGAUUGUGUGGAUUAAGCCAGAGUGGUCCGAUCAGAUGCCGAACGGGAAAUACCAAUUCAACGUAGGAGAAUACGAGGGCAGCAUUCGGACCGAUUCUACACUGGAGUAUUUCGUGUCAGAUGGGUGCUAUCAACCGGAGGAGAAUUUAGAAAAAAAGAAAGCUCUGAAAUUGGACGUUUCUUCCAUCGCAGAGUAUAAAGCGAUCGAUGAAGAUGAACUCAAGGAUGGAUAUAUUUUGGAUAUCGAUUUGGAUUAUUUUAGCACGCACAAUCCUUUCUUGAAAAUCUACGACAAGGUCGACCUAUACGAGAAGCUGAAAGAAAUUUUCAUCUCGCCCGAGCUGGCUGACAGCACAGAAAACGAUCUGGAGAAGUUACAGCGAAUCGCCAAGAAUCGAGAAGAAAAGCUUGAGUUCCUCGAAUCGAUAUUCCUUUAUUUGGAAGAAGUGGGUGAUCUAAAACAUUUUCUCGUGGAUUACCAGCAGGAAAUAAGCCAGGAGUAUACCCAAUUACUGCAGAAAGUUACCACUCUGGUGACAAUUCUGAAAAAGGAAUACGCCGAGGAGGAAAUUGAUUGGUCAAUGAUCUACGACGCCGGCUGCACUUGUGACAUUACGGAUCUACCUCACCACGAAUCGACUCGAGAAGAGAUUCAGGCCAUGAUUACUCAAUUCGAAAGUUUCCUCACGCAGCUUCCAUCUCCAACUGUGAUCACUAUCUCUCGAUCGAGUGAAGACGAUUACACCCCGGCCGAACAGGUCGAAUUGAUUCAAGAACUCGUAUUGGCGGCAUUGAAAAAGUGCCUUAAAAGUGAACUUGACGAACCCAUUCUGUACUAUAAAGAUCAAGAAUUUAAACUCUAGGUCUAAAUUCUUUUCGGGUGAAGUUUUUAUUUAAUUUACACUCGAACGAACAAAACUGAAAACCAGUGCAUUAUCAUUAUAAUAUAAAUUAUACUGAAUAUUUAAAAGUGUUAAUAGAAUUAUUCUCCUGAAAUAAGACAAUGAUAGUAAUAACAUCUGAAACGUUUAUCAAAAGUUUAAUUUAUCAGACGAUGUUUAGUAUUGAUGCAUAAUAAUCAAAACGAAAUAUGAAA